Molecule: messenger RNA, 2176 nt
Organism: Onychomys torridus (southern grasshopper mouse)
Lineage: Eukaryota; Metazoa; Chordata; Mammalia; Rodentia; Cricetidae
Gene: Fam3c
Product: FAM3 metabolism regulating signaling molecule C
Exons: 10
Coding region: 105-788 (227 amino acids)
Source: RefSeq, a predicted model, not a curated record
GCGGAGGAGGAGGAGGCUCCCGUCGGCCUCCGGCAGGACUGACGGCGGCGCGGCCGCUGGCGGGACCUUAUUUCUGAGAAGUGCCAUAGAUUGAAAAAUCAAAAAUGAGGGUAGCAGGAGCUGCAAAGUUGGUGGUGGCUGUCGCAGUAUUUGUAUUGACAUUUUAUGUUAUUUCUCAAGUAUUUGAAAUUAAAAUGGAUGCAAGCUUAGGAAAUCUAUUUGCUCGAUCCGCGCUGGACUCAGCCACUCGCUCUACGAAGCCUCCCAGGUACAAAUGUGGAAUCUCAAAAGCAUGCCCUGAGAAGCAUUUUGCUUUUAAAAUGGCCAGUGGAGCGGCCAACGUCGUGGGGCCCAAAAUCUGCCUAGAAGACAAUGUUUUGAUGAGUGGUGUUAAGAACAAUGUUGGAAGAGGAAUAAAUGUUGCCUUGGUAAAUGGGAAAACAGGGGAGGUGCUAGACACCAAAUAUUUUGACAUGUGGGGAGGAGAUGUGGCACCGUUCAUUGAGUUUCUGAAGAACAUACAAGAUGGAACAGUAGUGUUAAUGGCAACAUACGAUGAUGGAGCAACCAAACUUACUGAUGAGGCGAGGAGGCUCAUUGCUGAGCUGGGUAGUACGUCCAUCACUAGUCUUGGUUUUCGAGACAACUGGGUCUUCUGUGGUGGGAAGGGCAUUAAGACAAAAAGCCCCUUUGAACAGCACAUAAAGAACAAUAAGGAUACAAACAAGUACGAAGGAUGGCCUGAGGUGGUCGAGAUGGAAGGAUGCAUCCCCCAGAAGCAAGACUGAAGGGAGUGUGGAGAAGAGAGGAACGCACUUUGACCCUGAAGGAGAGCUGGGAAGCAGCCGCUCCGUGUACAUAUUUUAGUAGCAUGCGGCCGUCCAGGGUAUGCAUGAGCCAGAUCGUCUCUGUCGGUUCCAGGAUUAUUUAUUGCUAACAUAAAUGGCUACCUUUGUAAAUAGUCCUCAUACUGAACAAAUCGCUGAGCCAUUUUUAAGCACAGUUCCCCUAAAAGUAUAAUGUUUAGAUUUGAGUGGCAAUAAUGGACUUUAAUUCUAAAAGCAUAUUCAGUGGGUAACCAGGCAGGUUGUAUAGGCAUUGAUUUCUAUUCUGGUUGCUGUGAAACUAUCAUGGAGAAACAUGGCUUUUAGGGAGGGAAUUUUGUUCGUACAUAUGUCUCUGUAUAAAUACCUGGCAUGUGAUGACAGUAUCCUUUAAAUUAAGGAGAUUUUGGGCUACUUGUAUGUGUAAUGUUAUUUUAUAGCCUGACUUCUGGUGUUCUUUUCAUAGUCUUUAUUUUUCCUUCCAAGGAAACCAAGAAAUAAGAUAUUUCACAUGAAAAUUUUCAUCAGAUUUGUGAAAAGCACAACAUUUUUUUUUAAUACAUUGAAAAUGAACAUUAAUGUAGGUGUCAUUUGGGGCUCAUCUUCUAGAGUUUGUGUUAAUGUGAAUUAUAUGAUUUUGUAUAAGCUGUUUAGAGUAACCCUAGAGGUGGGAGAGAACCAGAGAACCAGGCCAAGUCCCUUCCUCAACCUAAUCAGGUCACUCAAGACAGCUGGGUUAGUGAGUUAGGGGGAUGCAGACAUUCGUCUACUUUGCUACCUUCAUUGACCACGUGGUCUUAGAAGAGGAAUUCUUUGCUCUCAUGGCUUUGAUUUGUAAAUCAAGAAAUUCUGUUAUUUACUUCUAACUUCAUAAUAACAACUGUUGCCUGCAAUUGUAGCAGAAUUUUUGAAAAGUUCUAAUUACUUGGGCACUAAAUACCCAUCAUAUGCAACAUAUGUGGAAAUGCUUAAAAUGCAUCAUAAGCAAAAGCAGCUCUCAGGCUGCCCAUCAUGGGAUGUGGCAGCACUUAAAAUCUGAACCUAAAAUUUAGGUGGUUGGUAUAAAAAUCAAAAAGCAGUAUUUGCUAUUUUGUUAAAAGCUGGAAGCAGUUCAGAUAUUUCUUGACUAUUACUGACCUUGUGGUACUGUUUCUUCCCACAAACUGAAUGCAGUAGUUUAUCAGGAGACACAUCUUCUAUGUUCAGACAAGUUUUGUACACUUUUAAGACUUCUGGUGCUUCUAUAUCCAUAUCCAUAUAACUCAUAUCCAGCAUGUAUGUCUUGACAUGUAAAAUAUUUCCCUUGGGGUUGGGGAUUUAGCUCAGUGGUAGAGCACUUGCCUAGCAAGCGC